UUAUUAUUACAACAAACUGGAGCCAUUAAUGAAUGUGUUGAAUAUAUGUAUGUCAGAUAUGCCAAAAAGUUACAGGUUAGCAGACAUGAGAAAUUUGGUUAUGGUACCAUGGUCACUCAAGUAGCAGCAACUGCACCAGGCAUGGUUGCUUUACAGAGCACAGGUUUCAUCAAAGCUUUACUGACUGUGUUAUGGUCUGUAUUGGAAUGUAGUCAAGAUGAGAGGAGAAUUGUAAGACCCACUUCAACACCGAUAGAUGCUGUUGAUAGAGCAGCUCAUAAGUCUUUUAUGAAUCUGAUAAAUGUAUUAUCAGCAUACCCUGCUGUGUAUGAAGUAAUAGCAGAUCAACAACUAUCAGAGAGAGAUUCCUAUUCAUUCAGGGAAAUACCUACCACUAUCACAGGCAUAAUUGAGCGUCUCAUUAUGGUGAAUACUCCUGGGAAAAUUCAUUCAUUAUUUAACGUGGAACAAUCUCAUGUGUUUGGACUCAGGAGUAAUGAGUUCAUCAUUGACAUGGUGUCUGUAGAAAACAACCAUAUACUAGUACGAACACAUGUGGUAGGUGGACCAUCCGAAAGAAUAUUACCACCACGUAUGUUGAAUAACGGCGAUGAUCCUUACCCAUGGCCACUCUUCUCACAAUUCCCAGUACCAAAGAAGUAUACACCAUCAUUGACAAGACCAUCAGCAAUGAAACAAGAAAAUGAGCUGUCUAAAUUCCUCAUUAGUAGCAGGAAUGAAGAUGUGAAUUCACUGUGGUUAGAUAAAUGUAGAAAAGCCUUCUGUAGUUUAUUGACAAGGAAAGCAGAUCUCGCUACAGGCAAGGUGUUAGUUGAUAUGUUGGAACGAGUUGUUGCUGCUCAGCUGAAAAAUCCUGAUGAGAGUAUAUUUCCCCAGAAGAAUUUCAAUGCAACUGAUAGUCAACUGAAAGCCCAUAAAUUACCUGAUGUACAAAUAUCAGGUAUUAGAAUGGCAGUCAGGUAUGGUCUGCAUCUUAAAAUACUAAAUAACAACAAUGAAAGCAAUGAAAAGCUGACAAUGUUACUGAAACAGUGUAGACAUUAUCUCAGACAACAGCAGCAACAGAGAACUGUCAACUCAGACAUACGUUUUUUACAGCAAGACUACAUGGGACAUGAUUGGUUUGCUUCUACUCUAUUUCUAAUGUGCUCAGGUAACCGAGAUAAGAGUUGGAACUUACUCCACAAAUUCUCCUCACUGGUAGCAUCAGGAUAUCUCUGGUUGCCAAGGUUACAUAAAUCGGCUUUGGUUCCUCGUCACCUGACUAGCAGUGGAAUCAGUCCAUUGUUUUCUACUACCGGCCAUAAUAUUGAAUUGUUAUUACAAAUGGAAGUACCACUAGCAUUCUCAGCAUUAAAAAUGUGUGGAUAUACCCCCUCACAGAUUUGCUUACAUUGGUUGCGACAGUGCUUCUGGAAUUACUUGGAUUGGCAAGAUAUCUGUCACUAUAUUUGUGUGUGUGUUCUUAUGGGUAUAGACUACCAAGUAUACAUGUGUGUUGCUAUAUUCCGGUAUUUACAACAAAACAUAUUGACACAUGCACAAAACAGAAAUUUACAGGUUUACUUCAAGGAGGAACCUAUUAGAGGAUUUCAAGUUGGAGCACAUCUAGAAUACAUGCAACAAUUGGAACAGAAUUACAGACAGUUGAUUCUGACGGAUAUGAAGAAUAUAACCAAACCAUGA
This is a messenger RNA of Saccoglossus kowalevskii, 1707 nucleotides long. RefSeq names its product protein broad-minded-like. The record is from RefSeq and is a predicted model, not a curated record. Gene Ontology annotation, biological process: non-motile cilium assembly. NCBI's taxonomy places the organism in Eukaryota, Metazoa, Hemichordata, Enteropneusta, Harrimaniidae.